AUUUAGGGCCCUAGCCCAAAAUUUGUUUUGGGAAGUGAGAGCAAGUUGAUUGGUAGUGUCACUUUGCCACUUAGUUAGAACAAUCUCUCAAUUCUGUACCGCUCUACAACUAUGGGCCGUCAUUCUCCGUCCUCUCGCCGUCAUUCUCCAUCUUCUCGCCGUCACCGGAGCAACCGCAGCAUCUCUCCUCCGCCGCCGCGAGAGAAGCAACAUCAACCUUCGAGUCGUGCACCUCGGCCAGCUUCCCGUUCACCGGAUCCUCCACCUUCUUCUUAUCACUCUCGGUCUCCUUCUCCGCGAACUAAACGGUUGAAGAAAAAUCAAUCUGAACGCGAAAGCGAACCUAAACUAGAGCACCAUAGGAGCCAUGGCAGUAGCAGAGGGAGGGAUUCAGAGAGGGAACCAGUUGAGCGGAAGAAGAUGAUGAGAGCUGAGAACGAGGAUGAUGGCGGAAGGAACGGCAGGUCGUCUAGGUCGAAGCACGAGACUUCUCCGGAGAACCACCGCAAUGGGGGGAGCAGGCACAAGUCUCGGUCACCACCGUAUCACCCAGCCCAAACUCAGCCUCGUGAUGAGGUAACGAAUUCAAGAGGAGCUGAAAUGAUGAAUGAAGAGGAUGAUUCCAUUAUGAAGAUGAAGGCUGCUGAAGAGGCUCUGGAAGAAAAACAGAAGGUAAAACCUUCGUUUGAGCUAUCUGGAAAACUUGCGGCUGAAACAAAUCGAGUCAGAGGUAUUACUUUAUUGUUCAAUGAACCACCAGAGGCUCGAAAACCUGAUAUUAAAUGGAGGCUCUAUGUUUUCAAGACUGGUGAAAUGUUGAAUGAGCCUCUAUAUAUACAUCGCCAAAGUUGUUACCUAUUUGGAAGGGAAAGAAGGGUUGCUGAUGUCCCAACAGAUCAUCCGUCUUGCAGCAAGCAACAUGCUGUUAUUCAAUUCCGGCAAAUUGAAAAGGAACAACCUGAUGGUACAUCAGUAAAGCAAACAAGGCCUUACAUAAUGGAUCUUGGAAGCACAAACAAAACUUUCGUUAAUGAUAAUCCCAUUGAACCUCAACGGUAUUAUGAACUUAGGGAGCAAGACACCAUUAAAUUUGGUAAUAGCAGCCGAGAAUAUGUAUUACUGCAUGAGAACUCUGCUUCGUGAUAAAGCAGUGACCUCUCAGAAUCUGUUCCAACAUGUUCAUCAGAAGUGAGCAAAACAACACUGUACCAGUAGUUUUUCUAAUCAAGUCCAACAUUUGUGUAUUCCCUCUUAUCAUUAAGAUUAUAGGUCAGUUAUGAGUUUCUUGGUAUUUAUACAAGAUACAGAUUGAAUAUUUCAUGUUAAGAUGUACAAUCCUGAGGAUCGUCAAAUGAGAGCUUAAGAAAAAUGACCCUUUUGAAGAUAUGGAAUGGGAAAUAUUUACUUUGAUA
Lathyrus oleraceus (garden pea) is the source of this 1412-nucleotide messenger RNA. RefSeq names its product FHA domain-containing protein DDL. Bases 112 to 1143 code for a protein of 343 amino acids. The record is from RefSeq and is a predicted model, not a curated record. Gene Ontology annotation, molecular function: protein binding. The transcript has 10 exons. NCBI's taxonomy places the organism in Eukaryota, Viridiplantae, Streptophyta, Magnoliopsida, Fabales, Fabaceae.